CCCCUCUGUCUGUCUCGCUCUCCCCUCCCUCCAUCUCCCUCCCUGCCCUCUGUCUCUCUUUCCACCCCCACCCCCCCAUCUCUGCCGGGUUAGAAACACUUUACUGCCCCGUGACCACAGAUCUAUCUACACUUUGCACCAGUCACUUGGUGACUAUAUUUUGCAGCUUAACUUUGUGUCGCCUCCACCCCUUCAAUGGGCGUGUGGUGUGAACCUGUGCCUCAUUCACAGUCCCCCCAGUUACCUGACUUCCCUCACCUUUUCUUUCUUUUACCUGCUAAAUUCUCACGUGGAGCUUACGUCCUCAGUCCUCCGGGAAGGGCUUGAAAUACCUUACCUUAUUUAACCCUCACAAAACACCUGUUAGAAAAAGGAAAGAAGUGUAAAAGAGAAAAAUAAAGAAAAUUGAAUAGAUGGACCCGCUAACAGAUUGAAGAAGGACUGAAAUUACUUCGUUUUCUCUAGAAGUCAGUCUACGUAGCGCCUUAUAGUCCAUAAACUAAGCCGGCGGUGAGACUUGUGUUCUUGAAGAGCGAGGUUGGCCCAGUUGGCGGGAGCCCAGUGCAACGGCUCCGCUCUCCACUAGAUGGCGCUGCUAGCCUCCUGGGGUGGAGUGUUAUGGCCUCGAAGGUGCGUCUGCGCCUGCGCGGGAGCGGUCAAAAUGGCGUCACCAGCUACCCGGUCUGUUCUCCCGGAUCAGCAAUGGCGCACCCGUCCUCCGUCUUCAGCUCUCCUCCGCUCCCCGCUUUUCCACUCUCCGUGACCAGGCCCCAGGCCGUACCUCGCUCCCGAGUUUUGCCUCAGACGCGGCUGUUUUCCCCGGCCCCUUACUCCCGAAGGACGGCGGCCCUGACCCGCUCCGCCCCUCCGCGGGAGGGUCUCACUGGGCAACGGCCGAAUGUCGGCUGCAGCCAGGAACGCCCGCUGGACCCUGCUGCUGCCGGUGCCCCGAGACUGCGGCCCGAGGCCAGCCCGCCCCAGAAAAAGUUGGCGAGACAGUCCAGCAGCAGCGUUUCGGGGAUGGUGGAAAAUGGCAACACCCGUCUGGCCCCAGGCUUCACCCUCCACGACCUUGUUCCAGCACCGGCGAACGUGGCCGCCUUCCGGGGUCUGCCGGGACCAGGUGGCUUCAACAGCCUCCACCAAAUGUCCUUCCGGCAGCGGAGCCGCCUUUCCCCUGUGGCCCGAGCACCUCCCGGACCCCGCUCUGUUCCUGGGGAUUCGCCCUUCCCACCAGAGCCCCGCCAGGAAGGUUUUUGCCUCGAUGAAGCCAUUAUUCUGCUUAACUGGUAAACUACAUUACUGGAUGCAGAUGGAUGUGGGCCCUGACAUCUUCCUCUGAAAAUAUGGCAAGUAAAUUAGUUAAUUAUUGUUUUUGAAUUGACAUGCUAUUCAGGCUUUUGAUUUAUAACUUAAUUGUACUGCUCUAGGUGACUUCCAAUUUUUAACCGGAUCCAUUUGAAUAAACUUAGUGUUCUAUCUCAGAUUAGCCAAAGGAAGAUUAAAAAGUAAGCUGGAGAGUUUGGUAGCUUUGUAACAAUAGCAUAAAAUGUGGAAUAAUGAACUGUAAAUGUGUCUAAUUACAUAAAUAAUGCAUUUGUGUAAUUGUCAAGUAAGGGGGUGUGCUAAUGAAUCAAUUAUUUUUAAUUGUAGGAUGCUUGAUUGUUUCAGAAAUAUAAUUGAUCGUAAUCAAGAAUCAAUUAAAUGUUGAUAGUAAUUAUGUUUAUCAAGCUUAAAUACAUGACAUCAUUACACUGUAACUGCUUCGGGAAGAAGGAAGUGGAAGGAGGUUAUCCUAAGUGAAGGAGAAAGAGCUCAUAUUUAUGCCAGCAGCCCGGCAGCGGCGGGACUGCACGGUAAUGAGGUAGGAAAGAGAAGCGAGCUCUUCGAGGCUUAUCAGUUAAGGCUGCCGAAGGCAAGCUUCUCCAGCUGCGAGCUCAUCGCAUCCCCGGGCCGGGCGGGUUUCUGCCUGUGGGGAGCGUCUGGAUCAGCGGCUUCCGAGAUAGCAACCCCAGGUGCGCUGCGGGUGCGGGCUUGGGCAGGCCCUCACCCGGUAUUGCUCUCGGGGAAAACCGUCUUGUGAUCCGAGGAUUACUUAGGCUCUAGGAAGUGUGUGUGGCCCCCACCUGUCUUGGGCGUGCGGCUCUGCUCAAGUUGACUUGAGAGGCUCGACCCUGCGAGAUUCACUGCAGGUCGUCUGAGCAUUCCAGAAAUGACGGUUAUUGUAUGAGAAGCUGCUGAAUUUAAUGUGUGUUGGCUGUAAACACGGGCCCGUGAGCCCCUCUGUCUCUGGGACUGUGUCCCAUUCCCAUUCGUGUCCCUACCGCAUGCCCCAUAGUAGGUGCUUGACAAAUGUUAGGUGAGUGAUAAAAACGUUCCUCGUGAUCCGUCAGCUAAUCAGCAUAUUGGUUGCAGCUGUGCUACCUUUGUUGGCCUACCAGUUGUUGGCUUGCCCUCACGCCCUACUCAUCCCUCCUUCCCUCCCUCCCUCCUUCCCUCCACUGACUCAUCCAUCCAUCCCACCUUCCUUCCUUACAUCCAUCCUUCCUUCCAUCUAUCCUACUUUCCUUCCUUCUUUCCUUCCUUCU
Molecule: messenger RNA, 2588 nt
Organism: Felis catus (domestic cat)
Lineage: Eukaryota; Metazoa; Chordata; Mammalia; Carnivora; Felidae
Exons: 3
Coding region: 619-1293 (224 amino acids)
Source: RefSeq, a predicted model, not a curated record